Molecule: messenger RNA, 1290 nt
Organism: Purpureocillium takamizusanense
Lineage: Eukaryota; Fungi; Ascomycota; Sordariomycetes; Hypocreales; Ophiocordycipitaceae
Exons: 2
Coding region: 1-1290 (429 amino acids)
Molecular function (GO): ATP hydrolysis activity
Source: RefSeq, a predicted model, not a curated record
AUGGCGGAGGUGGUAGCCCUGGCUUCGAGCAUCAUCGCCAUCAUCCAGCUCGCCGAUCGCGUCAUCAGCGUCACAAAACACUGUCUCGGCUCCAUACGUGACUGCCCAUCCGACAUCCGGGCAAUUCUCGUGGAGAUAUCGUCGCUCAAGGCCGUUCUCGAGAGCCUCAGCUUCUUUUUGGAUGGCAGCAACGCCGGCCCCGAGCCACCUCUGAUACGGCAUCUCACGGGGGAACAUGGGCCGAUAGAAGGAUGUCGCAGUUCCAUUAGAGAGUUAGAGGGGCUUUUGCCGUCGGACAUGAGAACAGUACGGGGCAAGAGGCAGAAAGUCUUGACCGCUGUAGAACAUCUGGCGUGGCCGCUCCGAGAAAAGUCUGCGAGAAAGCUGAUUGACAACAUCUCGCGCUACAAGGCCUCCAUUGUAUUUGCUGUGACCUACGACUCCAGCAAGGACAUCAGAGAUAUCCAAAAGGAUCUCAGGCGAGUCAAAGAAUCGUUGACUCGCGCCGAACACGAUACUAUAUGCAACUGGCUCGAGGCCACAAACCCAUCAAGCAACCAUAACAACGCCUCGAGACUCCAUGAAGAACAUACAGGUCUCUGGAUGAGUCGAGACCCACAAUGGCAAGACUGGCUCAACGGGAAGAGAAAGUUCCUGUGGCUGCAUGGUAUACCCGGAGCGGGCAAGACUGUCCUCGCCUCGUUCCUAGUCGAGGAAUGUCUGAAUGCCUCCUGGCAGAGGAGGCAGAGCGAGCCUGGCAUGCCGCACGAGAAGCCCGUCGCCUGCGUGUACUACUACUGUUACUUUGCGAGAAACCAGGACGAGGCCAUGCCAUUCCUGCGAUGGCUGACUACUCAACUUUGCCGCCAGGCAGCACUGAUUCCGGCCGAAAUUGAUAAGCUGUUUCUGCUUAAGCAUGCGCCUAAGCUUUCGCAGCUAUUGACGGCGGUCCACGUUCUUCUAGAGGAGUUCAAGGCCGUUUUUGUGAUUAUCGAUGCAGUGGAUGAAAGCCAGCCGCGUGAGGAACUGCUCAAGGUUAUCCGAGAUCUCGCAACCGAUCGCAGGUUCGACGGCCUCCAGCUCUUGGCCACAAGUCGCGAGUACUACGACAUCGAGUUUUGCUUCUCUGAUAUCUCCUCGUCUAUAUCUAUGAGUAACCCCGCGGUUGAGUGCGAUAUUCGAAGCUAUGUGCAUUCUGUCAUUGCCUCAGACCGAAAGUUUGCAAAAUGGCCAAAGACCCUGGCCACAGAAGUCGAAAAUGCACUGGCAAGCGGUGCAAAAGGAAUGUGA